Messenger RNA from Erythranthe guttata (spotted monkey flower), 525 nucleotides. Its product is annotated as DNA-directed RNA polymerase subunit beta. The record is from RefSeq and is a predicted model, not a curated record. NCBI's taxonomy places the organism in Eukaryota, Viridiplantae, Streptophyta, Magnoliopsida, Lamiales, Phrymaceae.
UUAAUUUCCAGACUUAGCCUCAGACAAUAAAAAUGUUCAUCAACUGCAGCAGAUUUAUCAGCUGCAACUGCAAUACAUUUUCUUGUCUGAUUUCUAACAAAAAUAGCAGUAAACCACCAUAUGUAGCCUUCUCAACUAAGUCUCAGAAAAAAGAUUUCUCCGAAAAAAAAUCAAGUAAGAAAGAAAACAAAGCCUUGCUCCCAUUAAAGCUCUCCGGAACUAAGAUUCUUAUUCAAUCUGCUAUUGGAGUAUUUGCGCUAGGAUUCAUCGAUGCCGGGUAUAGUGGAGAUUGGUCAAGAAUUGGUGUGAUUUCAAGAGGGACAGAGGAUUUGCUGAAAGCUGCAGCCUUUUUAGUAGUCCCUUUGUGCAUUUUUCUCAUUUUUAACUUGUUUGAGAAAGAUAUUGAGGAAUUAUGAUGAAUUAAUCGUGGGAUUCUGUUAAUAUUCACUCUUUCAAGAAAUUUCUGUGCUUGAGUUAUUAUAGACAAAAAUCUUAACCUUGAAAUUGGGAUUUUAUUUUUUUUUU